ACAUCAUCACCUCCACAUCCAUCCAUGUAUAAACAUAUAUACAUACAUAUAUGAUGCAUAUAUACAUCAUCCUCCGUUUCCUCUAUAUAAACCCGCAUUUGCCUCCAAUUUCUCUCUUCAAAUCAUUUCAUUCCAAUCUAUAAUUCAAUAUAGAAGAGUCAAUUAGCAACGAAUGGGUGAGAAAGAUGCAGCAAAAGGCGACGGAGAGAAGAAGGCCGACGCCGGAGGCAAGAAGGCCGACGCCGGCGGCAAGAAGGACGACGGUCCAGUCACCGUCGUCUUGAAGGUGGACUUGCAUUGUGAAGGCUGUGCCAAGAAAGCCAAACGAACAGUUCGUCAUUUUGAUGGUGUUGAAAACGUGAAAGCGGACAGUGCGAGCAGCAAACUGACGGUAACGGGGAAGGUGGACCCUGCGAGGCUGAGAGAGAGAGUCCAAGAGAAGUUCAAGAAGAAGGUGGACCUCAUCUCUCCUCAGCCUAAAAAGGAUGGCGGUGGUGGCGGAGAUAAGAAGUCCGACGACAAAUCGGAGAAAAAAUCUGACGACAAGAAGGCGGAGGAUAAGAAACCCAAAGAGCCUGCCAUGAGUACGGUGGUUUUGAAGAUUCGAUUGCACUGCGAAGGAUGCACACAUAAAAUCAGAAAAACCAUUUCAAAGAUGGAAGAGGUUGACUCGGUAACAAUAGAUGACCAAAAGGAUCUGGUCACGGUGAAGGGGACAAUGGACGCAAAAGAACUCGCAUCAUAUUUGAGAGAAAAAUUGAAGAGGAAUGUGGAGGUUGUCCCGCCAAAGAAAGAAGGUGGAGGCGGCGAAAAGAAAGAAGGCAGUGGCGGAGACAAAAAAGAGAAGGGAGGCGGCGGUGAUAAGAAAGAAGGCGAGGUGAAAGCCGGCGGAGAUGGGAAAAGGAAUGACGAGACCAAGCUCGAGAUGAACAAAAUGGAAUAUUAUGGUGGAUACAACCCGUAUUCGUAUUAUAGCGUGCCAAGUUCUAGUCAAGGUUAUGCCAAUGAGGGUUAUGGUCAAGUAAUCCCAUUUAAUGAAGGUUAUGUUAAUCCCGGUUAUGCCAUGGAGUACUCACACGCGCCACCUUACCUGCCGCCGCACCUGCACGCGCCGCAAAUGUUCAGCGACGAGAACCCUAAUGCAUGUUCUGUAAUGUAAAAUGGGUGAUUAUUGAGUGAGAGAUAGUGAUGGGUUAAAAAUUGUAAAUGAAGUGAUAGAGAUGGUAAAUAGUUAUAUAGAAUAAUGUUUAUGUGAGGUAUAAAUUUUCCUAUUCGGAAAUGUCACAAUUGGACGGUCGGCCGGCGAUUUAACCAGUUUCAUUUGUUAGGUUUGUUGGUUGGUUAUUUGUUUAGCUUGUUUGUUUUUAGUUGAUUAUAGAUUAAUUUUUUCUAUAAUUUAUUUUUAUUUUAUUUAUUUUUAUUAUUAUU
Cornus florida is the source of this 1428-nucleotide messenger RNA. Its product is annotated as heavy metal-associated isoprenylated plant protein 3-like. The record is from RefSeq and is a predicted model, not a curated record. Bases 173 to 1159 code for a protein of 328 amino acids. The transcript has 5 exons. NCBI's taxonomy places the organism in Eukaryota, Viridiplantae, Streptophyta, Magnoliopsida, Cornales, Cornaceae. Gene Ontology annotation, molecular function: metal ion binding.